This is a messenger RNA of Penicillium brevicompactum, 606 nucleotides long. RefSeq lists its product as uncharacterized. NCBI's taxonomy places the organism in Eukaryota, Fungi, Ascomycota, Eurotiomycetes, Eurotiales, Aspergillaceae. The coding region runs from base 1 to 606 and encodes 201 amino acids. The transcript has a single exon. The record is from RefSeq and is a predicted model, not a curated record.
AUGGACCCACUUACCCAGUUACGCGAUGAACUAAACGCGCAGUUCUCUCAGACUAUUCAAAACCUUACUAAUGAGAUCCAGAACUUGCGUACGCGUGUCGAAACUGCUGAGGCUAAGCCCCCUCGUCCUUCCAAACCUUCCUCGAUUACCAAACGAUCGAAGCCCUCCCUUCCGGACCCUGAGAAGUUCAUCGGAACUGCGUACAAGUUUGACACAUGGAGUACUGUUAUUCGUGCUAAGCUUGCUAUUGAUGGAGCUGCUAUUGGAGACCCGAUUGCCCAAUUCUACUACGUCUAUAUGAACUUAACCAGCCAAGUUCAAGUGAUGGUCUUCCCCCAGCUGGUUGCAGCACGCGAAUCCGGAGAAUACAAUUUCGAAGUUAUUCUGGAUCAGCUUACUCGCGUUUAUGAUAAUCUCAAUAAGGUUUAUGAGGUAGAGGAUCGUUUAUUAUCCAUUCGACAAGACUCCUCCGACUCCGUCAUUGCAUAUAUCUCCCGUUUUGAACGAUUGCUGUACGAAGCAAAGGGCCAAAACUGGUCUGACGUCACCAAGAUUUCCAUCCUGCGCAAGGGUUUGAUAUCAUCUAUCAAAAACCGUCUUUCUUAG